Messenger RNA from Rhincodon typus (whale shark), 6409 nucleotides. RefSeq names its product mitogen-activated protein kinase kinase kinase 5-like. The transcript is spliced from 26 exons. The coding region runs from base 135 to 3779 and encodes 1214 amino acids. Lineage: Eukaryota; Metazoa; Chordata; Chondrichthyes; Orectolobiformes; Rhincodontidae. The record is from RefSeq and is a predicted model, not a curated record. Gene Ontology annotation, molecular function: ATP binding; MAP kinase kinase kinase activity. Gene Ontology annotation, biological process: cellular response to stress; MAPK cascade; protein phosphorylation.
UAGAGGGAGUAGUUGCCUUUCCCUGGCCCAGGAGGCGGUCUCAGUGCCGCACCCGGGACGGUGCAUACAGAGAGAAGGAGAGAGUGAGAGAGACUCAGAGCCAGGAGCACAUUUGUCGGGAGCUGGGAGCAAGCAUGAGCGGCUCGGAGAGGCUGGCGAGCGGGCAGAGGGGCUGCAGCCGCCGGGGCAGCACUGCCAGCAGUGGGGGAACAUCGGACAGUCCGGGGGAUGAGCCCGGCUCCGUGUCCGCCGGCAGCUACUGGCAAGAUCCGCUGGCUAUUGACAUGAGCCGGCGGGCAGUGCCUGCUCCCCGGGUCCGCAGGGCACUCCGAGCCGUCUAUGUGAUCAAUGAGACGGUAAAUCCACAAUCCCCGGACAGCCUGGCACUUAAGUGUUUCCGGGAAGCUUGCGAAGAUGCCCACGCUGUCCUGGAGACAGUGCCCUUUGGUAGGUUGGUGCUGGGGGAGACUGGCACCUUGGACUGUUUCUACAAUGCAGAUGUCGCAGUGGUGGAGAUGACUGACCCUUACUGUCAACCUUCACUCUUUUAUCAUCUUGGGGUACGGGAGAGUUUCAGUAUGACGAACAACGUGGUGCUCUGCUGUGACAGCAAUCUUACAUCAUUGCAGUCACUACAGGAUAUCAUUUGUCAGAGAAAUAUGGGGUGUUAUGGGAACUACAUCUUCAUUCCAUACAUCGUGACGACCAGUGGUAAGGUUUUCUGCUGUGAAGCCAGUAUGAUGAAGUGCCUGACCGAGAUGUUCCAACCUCACUUUAACCUGGAGCCUCUCCUCAUGCCCUUGGUCGAUCGUCUGACUAAACUGCUGGAGGAGACCCAGAUCAACUCUUGUGAAUAUUUCCGGGAAAGUAUUCGUAAUGAAAUCCGCAAAGCGAGAGAGAUGUACAGUGGAAAGGAGCUACGAGAAGCACUUGCACGAAUCCAACAGCAGCUGGACAGUGUGGAGCUCCUGAGCGCUGACAUUGUAAUGAACCUACUGCUGUCGUACCGUGACGUACAGGAUCUCAAUGCAACUAUCAAGCUGGUGGAAACCCUGCAGAAGCUGCCAACGUGCAAUGUGGCAGAACUCCCGAAUAUUAAGUUUCAUUACUGUUUUGCAUUAAACAGGAGGAACCAACCUGGAGAUCGGGAGAGAGCACUGUCCGUGAUCCUGCCGGUGGUGGAGACUGGGAAGCAGAUCUCAUCUGAUCUUUACUGCCUGUGUGGGCGCAUAUACAAAGAUAUCUUCAUCAGCUCUGACUUCACUGACUAUGAGAGCCGAGACAAGUCUUGUUACUGGUAUGGGAUGGCCUUUGAGCAUGAGCCCACACUGCACUCAGGGAUUAAUGUUGCUGUGUUCCUCAUGGCAGCCGGCCAUAAAUUUGACACCUCACCUGAACUUCGGAAGAUAGGUAUGAAGCUGAGCAGCUUGCUGGGACGGAAGGGAAGUCUGGAGAAGAUGCAGUUCUACUGGGACGUGGGCUUUUUCUUGGGCGCCAGCAUCUUAUUCAAUGACCGGACAAAGAUCAUUCAGGCCUCGGAGAAGCUGUACAGAUUGAAUGCACCUGUCUGGUACCUGGCAUCUGCAAUGGAGACCUACUUACUCUACAGGCGCUUCAAGAUGGACACCAGCGAGCAGCCUUUGGCCAAACAGGACCUGGUAGACUUCUGGAUGGAAUUCCUCUUGUCAAUCUGCAGGGACAAGGCACCCACAGACAAAUUCCUGGUCCUCAUCCUGGAGCCAACAAAGGUCUUCCAGCCCACACACCUGACAGUGAGCAGCAGUGACAAGGACAAGGCUGUGAGCAUGUGGCAUGUCUCACCCGCUGAAGAGAAUGGAAUCCACACAUGGAUAUUCAGUGUAACCUCCAUCCGUGGUGUCAGCGUCUCAAAGUGUAACGAACGUUGUUGCUUCCUCUAUGUGCUGCACAACUUUGAUGACUUCCAGCUCUACUUUCCAACGGAACUGCACUGUAAGAGAUCAUGUCCUGUAUUGAAUUCUUUCACUGAGGAAUCCCAGUUGAAUGCAGAUGAUGCGCUGAGAGUGAGGGAGGAGCUAUUGGAGUAUAAGUACGAAUACACCGAGAACGGAGAAAGGCUGAUUCUGGGGAAGGGAACUUAUGGGAUUGUGUACGCAGGACGGGACAUGAACAAUCAAGUCCGCAUCGCCAUCAAAGAGAUUCCAGAAAGGGACAACAGGUACUCACAGCCUCUUCAUGAAGAAAUCGCUCUCCAUAAGCACUUGAAACACCGGAAUAUUGUCCAGUAUUUGGGAUCAGUUAGUCAGGAUGGAUAUAUCAAAAUCUUCAUGGAGGAGGUCCCAGGAGGUGAGAUUCUUCUUUCUAAAAUGAAUAGUUUGGGAUACUGUACCAGGGUAAAUGGAAGAAUGGCAUGUGGGGCAUUUAUCAUGCAUGGGGGAACAAGGCAUUCCUGGUGUCAUAUCUGGGUCCUUUAUAAAAUAGUUGAGAGAUCACUUAGUCAACGACUCCAUUGUCAUUUUACAUGGCAUUGCUUUGAAUGUCCUCUGCCACUGUCAUCCUGUUCAUAUCUUUAUACAGGUGAAUUUCAUCACAGUCUAUCAGUCCCUGCAUUGGGACACCUAAAGGAAGGGGGUGAGAGCAGGCAGCCUUUGGAAUUUAAGCUCAAUGGCCCUUUCCUGAGUCGAAGCUGCUCAAUCCCAGGUCCGUCUGCCAAAAGCAGCUCACCAAAACAGGAGUUUCUGAGUGUGCUUGAGGAACAAGUGGAUGAUUUUAGUGCCCCAUCUUCACCUGAAGAAAAUGCUGGACUGUUCCUCCUGAAGAAAGACAGUGAGCGCAGAGAUGCGCUGUUCAAAAUCCUGACAGAGAACUGUGAAACUGUGGUCCAGACCAUUCUAGAAGCGCAGGCACAGAACUCUGACUCCAAGUUAACAUCUGAACACAUCCGGCAACUGGUGACCUGCCUGACAGAAUACAUUCGAACUUCGGACCACAAGCUGAUUGUCAAGGUCUUGUCGAACCUGCAGACAGAGCUACACUUUGACAAAGGAGGGCUCAACGAAAUCCAGAUUGUCAUCUUCAGCUUCCAAGAUGCUGUGAUUAAACUCCUUCGCCGUAACCAGAUUAAACCUCAUUGGAUGUUUGCCCUGGACAACAUUAUUUGCAAGGCCAUGCAGAUAGCCUUAAGCAUUCUCAUCCCAGAAUCGAAGCCCCAGAGUCAGGGCUCCUUUGACGAAGAGGCAGAUGAGCACGGCACGGACAACAUUCCGGGGAAGUGGAGCGGGAGUGAGUCUGACGUGAGGGAACGGGAAGCUCUGGAGCUGCAGAUGGAUGGUGCAGGGACCUCGGGUGUGAGCACGCUCAGUCGCUCCAUGUCCCAUGAUUCCCAACAAUACGCCUGCCCCCUGAUUGUGCAGCUCAGCAGAUUGAGGGCAGAAUCAAACCGCCUUCUGGAAGACCUUGCAGAGAAAGAGAGAGAGUUCCAACAACUUCUACAACUGACAAUCCAUCAGAAGGACCACAGCCUUAAGUCACUACGAAAGAGAUCAGAAUCCUCAGAUGUCUACUCAGGCUUCCAAUCAGCUCCUGUGGACUCUGAAACAGAGGAGCUUACACAGUGGCUGUUAACAGCUCAAGUUGAUAAACAAACAAUUGACAAGAUUGUAGCCAAUGGAUACACGCUGCAAGACCUCUUGACUGAUGCCACAAGAGAUGAUUUGAAAUACUCCCGGAUCAGGGGUGGAAUGCUGUGCAGACUCUGGGCUGCAAUCAGUGCCCACAGGAAGACGAAAGGCAAGAUAUAGGCACCGGCCAACCCACUGCUCAGUUUCCGAAACGAGACUUCGCCUCAGGCCAGGGCUGGACUAAACGCCACGAUAGAGACACGGGCGAAAGGCCCAUCACAGCAGGGAGAGGGCUGAGGUAGAUACUGCAGAUUGUCUCCCACUGUUGGCAAUGUUACAACUGUGGGUGCCAUGUGUUUAAUCUCAGAGCUGCACUGAUUUCAGGUUUAUUUAACCCACUGUGCAGCAUCUCACAACUGGAAACAUGUUGAUGUUCACACUUUGUGCUGGUUCAAUGACUGGGAUGUGUGUGUAUGAUCAUAACAUUGUUUACAUCACAAAUAACCAGCACGACCCACAGGGUCUGAUAUUUUAGGAGAAUGUGUAGAAGGCAAUAUAUGUAAUAAAUGUUCUUUGUAGGUGAUCCAAGUUCCUGAAAAGCACUUGGAUUACAGAUUGUCUCACUUCAACUCAUUUACUGUGGAAUAAGCAGGGCCACCUAUCAUAAUCCCAGUGUGCACAACACUGAACACCACUCAGCAUACUCUUACUAAUCGAGUCUCUAAGCAAAUGGUUUUAAAACUUGUGUUGUUAUUGUUGACUAGGAGUCUACAAACAAGUGCUUAAAGAGGUCAUCCCACUGUAGAGGAUCCAGUUUUUUUUUACAAAGCUGGUUCGGAAUUUUAAACAAACCAUCAACACAGCUGGAAUUGGAAUCCUGCAAGAUCUGGAGUUGAAUGAUCUUGUGUCAUCACAUUUAUUACAUUCCAAGUUUUUGACUGCGCCGCUGUUAAUUCAGUGGAAUUAACCACCAGGCCCAUUUAACCUGCCUAAGACACUUAGUGAGCUCAUCUAUUGAUUACUGUCUGCAUCGUAUAUUUCUAUAAGGACAAGAACAAGCCUAUUUGCCUAUAGAUUCCAUUCUGCCACGCUACUCAAGUGUGCUUAAUCUGCACCUCGGCUCAGGUGCAUUACCUGCUUUUGCUCUAAGUCCCCCCAAAACCCUAAUACCUAACAGAAAUCCAAGUCUCAAACUGUUCCCAAUGACACUUACUAUCCACAGCUCUUUGAUGAAGAGAACGCUUUUGCUGCUCUCCUCCUGAAUGGCUGAAUUUCAAUAUAACGAUUAUCCUGCCUUGUUCUGGACUCCCUCAGUAGAGAGAGUAGAUUCACUUUAUCCAUUCUCUCAAAUCCUUUUACCAUUUGAAUUUUGCAAUAAGACCAUGUAUCUUGCUUCUAUUUGCAAAGGCAUAUGGUCCAUAUCUAAACAAUGGGUCCUCAUGUCCUAGCCACUCACUGCAUUAAAAAGUUUUUCUCAUGUCUGCAUUUUAUGUUUUGCCUAUGGCCUUAAAUCCACACCCAUUGCUUCUUGAUCAUUCCGAUGCAAUGGGAACAGUUUCUCCCGAUCUACUCUGUCCAAGCUCCUUCUGAUUUUGAAUAGCACUUUCAAGUCUCCUCCAUGGAAAGCAGUCCCAACCGGACCAAUCCAAAACUAGCAAAGCUCUUUAAGGCUUUGAUGCGUAAAUGCUGAGAGGUUGUUUGCCUGUCUACAGAGCAUAGUACUCAGUGUCCUAACUACAGGGAAAGAAGGCUAACUGCUGAGGCCUAAAAUGAGGAGAAAGUUUCUCACUCCGAGAGUUGUGAAUUAUUGAACUCUCUAUCCAGGGGACUUCGAAGAUUGUGCUGAGAUCAGUAAAAUUUUGGACAUUGGGGAAUAUGGAGAUACUGCUGGGCAGUGACAUUCACACUGGAGUUCAACAUGAUCUUAUUGAAUGGCAGAGAAAGCUUCAGUGAUCAGAUAGCCAGUUCUGAAAAAGGAUCAGUGGACCUGAAACAUUGACUCUGCUUUGUCUCCACAGACCUGCUGAGUUUCUCCAACUGUUUUUGUGUCAUAUGGCCUAUUCCUGCUUCUUAUCCUGUCCAACCCUCUCAGAAACACACCUUGUCCAGUAUUGUUAUAAUAGUGACACCUUCCGGCCAUCAGUUUGGAUUGCCCCAAUCUCAGCCAUGGCUCAGUGGUAGCACUCUCGCUUAAAUCUAAAGGCUGGAGUUCAAACCCCACUCCAGAAACUUGUGCACAAAACCCAAGCUCCCAGUGCAGUACUGAAGGAGCACUGCACUACUGAAAGUGCCAUCUUUCUGAUGGGCUGUUAAACCAAAACCGUGUUGAUCCUCUUGCGUGAAUGUGAAAAAAAUCUAUUAAACUAUCUUUGAGAAUGCUAGGGAGUUUCCCCGCUGUCCUGGUCAAUGUAUGUCCUUCAAACAAAAUCACUAAGUCUGUUUAAUUAACUGUUUAUCUCAUUGCUGUUUGUGCAAUCAUGUUGUGAAUUUCGCUGUCAUCUUUCUUACACUGCAGCAGUGACUACAAUUCCAAAAAAAAACUUUAUUGCCUGUAUAUAAGUUUAGGAUAUCUGGUGGCUGUGAAAGACACUAUAAAUGCAAGAUAUACUUUGUUUCCAUUAAUGACUACUGUUCACAAAAGUGUAUUGAAUUGGCUUUGGAACUUCCUGGGGUUAUGAAAAAAUGGAUGUGAAGUAUUCUUCUCUGUACAAAAGAAAUGCCGUUGUGACAACAUUUUCUUUGUAACAUGUAAAAAUGCAAAAUUUAUCUUCUAUUGAGAUAUUUUGUUUAAUAAAAAAUAUUUUUCUUAA